This is a messenger RNA of Spodoptera littoralis (African cotton leafworm), 2340 nucleotides long. The record is from the annotation of a GenBank genome assembly. NCBI's taxonomy places the organism in Eukaryota, Metazoa, Arthropoda, Insecta, Lepidoptera, Noctuidae.
AUGACGUCAUUUGCAAAUCUGACGCAGUCUCUAGCAUCGAGUCUGCCAUCGACUUCGGGUGCCAGCGGCUCUGGUCAUAGCUCUAACGACCAGGAGGAUUCGCUGGCCAUGUCGCAUAUUAUAUGCAACCUCCUGGAAAAUAUGAAUAAUCCAUCGAGCCUCCAAGGCGGAGCGUCGAGCUCAACAUCUUCCACCUCGCAGUAUGACAUCUGGGCCCUGCCAGCGCCCACCAUGCAGAAUCCGCUGGGACCUAUAAGCCGUGAGUACAAUUCCAAUAACAACCAUCAUCAAGAUAACUCGAGUGGCUCACCCGGAACCUCGUCCUCGGUGUCGAUCAACUGCUACCGCUGCGACUCCCGCAGCCCAACGAUUCGUUGUCUCGAGUGCAACGAUUUGUAUUGUCACGACUGUUGCCAUAACAGUUCGUCUGAAUGUCAAAUUCGAGAACACACGCUGCUUCCUAUACACCAAAUAUCGCCUAUCGGUGUCAGGCCUAACUCUGAAAACUAUAUAUCUACUGUUAAUAUGAGCCACAUAGAGAAAGAUUACAUGUUCUGCGAGAUACAUGGUGAUCUCGUUAGAUAUUAUUGUGAAGCGUGCAUUAUCUAUAUAUGUAACGAGUGCAAGUUGUGGGUGCAUAAAAAUCAUAGUCAUUUUCCCAUUAAAGGUGCUCUGGACGUCAGUCGCGUCGGUCUUUUUCGGUGUAUAGACAAUACAAAGAGAGGUACAAAAGCUGUAAAAACUGCAAUAGAUCGCGCUGUGAUUCUGUCUAAAGCGUAUGAGAAAGAAACAGCAGAGGCCAAUAUGAAAAUAAGAAAAGCGAUGCGUUGUUUUGCACAGGCUAUCGAAGAUAGGGAAAAAUAUUUGUUGGAUAAGGUAGAGAAGAUGCGUCAACUUAAAAUGAAUGAACUCUCAGAUCACAUGAAUACACUGAGAGGUAUUUUAGCCGGCUUAUCUCACACGAAUGAGACUUUAGUGCGAAGUAUACACUUUGAAGGGGUAGAUUUGUACUUGGCAAAAGAGAAAGGAAAACAACAAGUUGAGUAUUUUGCUAACACAUUUAAGAACAUGUACGUGUCAGAAGAUCGAAUCAUUUUUAUCCCCCCGAAUUACGAAAUUGUGGACGUGCUGAAGAGACAGUGUGAUCUGUAUUCCACACCAUCAACAUCGUUGCCCAGCCUGCCAUCGACGUCGUCAUCGUCUCAUCAGAUGAUGCCUAUGCAGCCUUCUCAGAGCAUGCAGCAGGCCCAUUAUAAUAUGCCAGGACCUAGUAAUAUGAGAUCGGUACAGGACUACGCAGGGCCAUCACACUCGCGUUCGAGCAAUUAUUAUGAUCAAAACGUUUCGUCGACCUUAGCAAUUGAAUCUAACCAUACUCGUGGUACAGGUCAAGCGAUAUCUGGAUUUUGGAUGGCUGUGUCUGUAAGACCCACUAGGAGCCCAGUUCCUGGAGUUCCAAUGCUCUCAUUCGCUCGCGAAGGGCAGGACGAAGGACAAGUGUCCAGACCGUGGGGCCUAUGUGUAGAUAGAGAAGGAAAUAUCAUUGUUGCUGACAGAAGGAACAAUCGAAUUCAGAUAUUCAGCUGUAGAGGUGAAUUCAAAACAAUGUUUGGAUCUAAAGGCACCGGGCCGGGAGAGUUCGAUCUUCCGGCUGGUAUCACUACUGAUAGUUUUGGACGCAUUAUUGUGAUUGAUAAAGACAAUCAUAGAGUUCAAAUAUUUACAUCUUCUGGUAACUUUAUUCUCAAGUUUGGUUCUUUCGGCAAGGAAUGCGGACAAUUUCAAUAUCCUUGGGAUGUUGCUGUAAAUUCACUGGGUAAUAUAGUUGUCACCGACACGCGUAAUCAUCGUAUUCAACUGUUUACUAGUGAUGGAACUUACAUAACCAAGUUCGUCUUUGAAGGUGCUAACCCGGCUAAAAUGCUGAAAGGACCUACAACUCCUAGAGGUGUGUGUUUCACGACAUCAGGCAAUAUUAUAGUGUCGGACUUCGAGAAUCAUCGUCUGCUAAUGGUGGACCCAACUCUAUCUAAAGUGUUAUACUGUGUGGGUCGUGAAGGUUCAGGAAUCGGUGAACUUAAUCGUCCAUCGGGGAUAGUGACUGACGAUGACGGACGUAUAAUAGUCGCCGAUUCUAAGAAUCAUCGUGUGUUAGUGUUUACGUCUGAACUUCGCAUACUGUGGGCCGUGGACCUGAAGAGUCCCGGUCUCGACGACAAAGACCGGCCCAGCGACGUGGCACUCACGCCAGAAGGCUUCCUCGUCGUACUGUUCGAGACGCUCCCCGACACCGCGCGCGACAUUUCCUCCCACGGCAAGCAAUACAUCAAAGUAUAUUAA